UCAGACCUCUCUCACUCGCUGACCACUCACUCCCUCGCUCUAUCUACCUUCCUUUAGAGCUCUCCUAUUUCGUCUCACUCUCUUUCCCAACCAGGAUCCACGGUCCCAACCUCCUUCUGCAGGAAAUGGCUGCCAAACGGCAAAUGGGCUUCAGGUGUCGUCUCGUGGUGGUGUUGCUUCUCCUCCUGGGCAGUAUUGCUGCUAUUAUUGCAGUCGCGGUUAUCCAGGACACGUGGAGGUUUCAAGAAUACAACACGGAGUACGGCAUAGUGAUAGACUCCGGGUCGUCCCGUUCCACCGUGUACCUGUAUGAGUGGCCGGGGGAGAAAAAGAAUGAAACAGGAGUGGUGAAAGAGGUACUGCACUGCAGAGUUGCUGGUAAUGGCAUCUCAGAUAUGGGGGUUGACCCAGUGAAAGAUGCUGCAUCAUGGAAAGGCUUCAAAGCCUGCAUGGUCAACGUCACCGAAAACAUUCCUCCUGAAAAACACAACAAAACACCCCUCUUCCUGGGAGCUACUGCUGGAAUGAGACUGCUGCAGAUGGAGGAUGAAAAGAGGUCCAAUGAGGUCUUGGCAAACCUCAGAAAAUACCUGGGCUCUCUGCCCUUCAUGUUCCAAAAUGCCUCCAUAAUCUCUGGACAGGAAGAAGGGCUGUAUGGGUGGAUCACUGUCAACUACCUCAUGGGAAACUUCCUGGAGAGGCACCUGUGGAACACACAUGUUAAUCCUCAUGGGGCAGAGACAGUGGGGUCCAUGGACCUUGGUGGAGCUUCCACCCAAAUUGCCUUUGCAGUCCAAGAAGACCUCCGGGGGGAUGAUUACUUGCAGGUCCGGCUCUAUGGCUAUCCUUACAAUGUCUACACACACAGUUUCCUCUGCUAUGGCAAGAAUGAGAUGGACAAACGGAUUCAGGACAAAGUAAUCAAGCAAUCCCAGAACCGGACCUACGUUUACAAUCCCUGCUAUGCUGAAGGUUACAACACCACCACAAAGGCAUCAGUCAUCUACAAUUCUCAGUGCACACAGAAGCCAGAGGACUACAACCCAGACCAGGACAUUGUCAUGGUGGGAGACCCAGACGCAGACAAGUGCGUGAGGAUCGUGAGGUCCCUGUUUGAUUUCAAGAAUUGCUCCAGUGCCAGCUGCUCCUUCAACGGAGUUGAGCAACCACCAGUCACAGGAGACUUUAUGGCAUACGCUGGAUUCUACUACAUUGCCAGGGCUAUGCUGCUCAGUGACACGAGUGUGGAUGCAUUCAAAUCAGAGCUGGAUGAAUUCAAGUCUGCAGUAGAGAAAUUCUGCCAAACACACUGGACGGUGCUGACGAAAGAGAAGCACUGGGUGUCUGAGCGGCACCUGAAGACUUACUGCUACACAGGCCACUAUGUGCUCACCCUGCUGGCCAAUGGAUACAAGUUUGACACAGACACGUGGAAAAACAUUGCCUUCCAGAGACAGGUGAAGGACACCAGUGUGGGCUGGAGUUUGGGCUACAUGCUCAGUAUGUCCAACAUGAUCCCAUCUGAGGCCAGAGACGUCACCCCCAUGGCGAGCAGCGUCUUCGCCGGCCUCAUCUUCCUAUUUUCAGCUCUGACCAUUGUAACCAUGGUCUUACUCCUCAUCAUGUUCGUUCGCACCUGUUACUGAGCGGGUUAAACGUCUACUUUUAAACCAAACGGAGUCAUUCUAAACGUUCCACCCAUGCUGUAGUACAGUUGGUACUUGUAAAGUGCUACAGCUGCCUGCGCCCAGGUAAUCCUACACAAAGCAAGACAGGAAUGUGUUUGUAUAUUUGAGCCUGAGCCAUUUACUUGCUUCCUAUGCCAAUGAUGAGAACCAAAAACCAGUUACAUAAAUUCAGAGAUGGAAAAUAAGUUUAUUUACUCAAGCACUGUACUUAAAUUGAGCUCAGGAUUUUACGCAGACAGCAGUAUUUGUUGGUCUACACGUGUGUAAUACAUCCACCAAUUCUGGUUCAUUAACUCCUUCCCAAGAAGAAAGAGCGCUUCAGUGGGAGUGUACUCCUCCAAAAUGAGUGAAGUAAACAGAGACCAGAAAACAACACAAUUUUGAGAGGUGGCACAAAGCUCAAAAAAUCUUUUGAAGUAUGCACAAUAGCCCAUAUUUGUUUUGGUUUCACUUAAGCAUUCUUUUUUUAAGAGUGUCCAAAAUGGUGCAGCUAUUUUAAGGUAGAAAACAGAUAUUGACCAACAAAUACCAGUAAAUGUGUACAAUGCUGAAGUAUCACUUUUUUAAAAAACUGAGGUGUAGGCACUUUACUUGAGUUUCUCCACUUGGUGAGGCUACAUUUCAGAGGGAAAUGCUAAGCUUUUCACUCCAUUUUUUGCUCCAUUAUGACAGCACCACUUUCAUUUAAGUCAAGGAUUUGAGUAGUUUUCCACCAUAAAAGCUGGAGCGGCCAGAAAUCCUGUUUGGGUUUUUGAGUUGACGACCUGGCUUCAGAAUUGAGACUCAGUUACCGCGUUGUGACACUGAAAGGAACCAGACAGAUUCCUAACAACUGGAAAACAAUUGACUCAGGUCUUUUUUCACAUUAUGCAAUAUCCUCCACUAGAGGGAGAAAUAGCAAAGACACGAUGUACAUAUUCUGAAAAGGCUCCAAGAAACAU
Myripristis murdjan (pinecone soldierfish) is the source of this 2629-nucleotide messenger RNA. It is a transcript of the gene entpd3, whose product is annotated as ectonucleoside triphosphate diphosphohydrolase 3. Gene Ontology annotation, molecular function: ribonucleoside triphosphate phosphatase activity; GDP phosphatase activity; UDP phosphatase activity. Gene Ontology annotation, cellular component: plasma membrane. NCBI's taxonomy places the organism in Eukaryota, Metazoa, Chordata, Actinopteri, Holocentriformes, Holocentridae. The record is from RefSeq and is a predicted model, not a curated record. The transcript has 10 exons. Gene Ontology annotation, biological process: nucleoside diphosphate catabolic process. Bases 126 to 1646 code for a protein of 506 amino acids.